AUGGAAGAGAAAGAGCUAGCACCCGCAGCGUUCCGCAUCCCGGAGUCAAAAAAUAUGGACUUCGGUCUCACGGUAGUCACUUUGCAUAUCGGUGUCACCGAUCCUGGCACGACCUUCAUGGUUCACGAGAACAUUCUUCGCGCACGAUCAGUCUACUGGGAAGCAAUCUUCUCCAAAUACAGCCAAAAAUUCUACACUCUAGAUGACGUCGAUGCGAAGACAUUCGGGCUCUACGAUCAACUCUUCUACCCCGGUCGAAUUCCUAGCAAACCCGCCUUUGGAGGUUUUCACGACGAUACCGAGUAUGGCCAUCUCUGCAAACUCUACCUCUUCACAUACAAGUACAAAGAUCUGGAAGCGCAAAACAUUGUCGUAGAUGCCCUUUGCGCAAGAUCUCAAGAGUCAGAUUUAUUCGGCAAAGCCGCUACGCAGGAGGUCCGCGAUGCUAGUCUACCAUCGCGUCAAUGUGUCGAGCUUAUCUACAAGAGCACAGGACAGAGGCUAGGUGCGCGUCGCUUACUGAUUGACUUGUAUGCGUAG
Molecule: messenger RNA, 540 nt
Organism: Alternaria atra
Lineage: Eukaryota; Fungi; Ascomycota; Dothideomycetes; Pleosporales; Pleosporaceae
Exons: 2
Coding region: 1-540 (179 amino acids)
Molecular function (GO): protein binding
Source: RefSeq, a predicted model, not a curated record